Fonsecaea nubica is the source of this 3099-nucleotide messenger RNA. RefSeq lists its product as hypothetical. NCBI's taxonomy places the organism in Eukaryota, Fungi, Ascomycota, Eurotiomycetes, Chaetothyriales, Herpotrichiellaceae. The transcript has 4 exons. The record is from RefSeq and is a predicted model, not a curated record. The coding region runs from base 1 to 3099 and encodes 1032 amino acids.
AUGGGGUCAACAGAAGGCCUCAGCAAUGGGCUAUUGCCAGCAUAUGGUCAGAGAUUACUACCACACAUCCUUCGUGAUCUUGCAAGAAGUGAGCCCACCGAGCCUGUAGCGAUCAUCUUCGAACACCCAGACAUAUUUGCCGGACACCACACCGUCGCAGCCGCAGAACUAUACCAUGCCGUCAAUGCCACGGCGUGGUGGAUCAAACAUCAUGUCGGCCACAGUGAGGGUUUUGAGACGCUGGCGUACAUCGGACCUUCUGAUCUGCGCUACGAAAUCAUCCAUAUAGCGGGCAUUAUGUGUGGCUACAAGGCGACGAAAUGCACCAAGUUCGUUUGCACUUCCGAGCUGCUCCACCGCGCAAGUCACAUCAAGGGCCUGGUCGAAGACCUGCAGGUCUUUACCCUGCCAUCGUAUAGGAAGUUGAUUGCCGAAGAAACACCCGAGUAUGUCUAUGAAAAGACUUUUGCAGAAGCAGAAGACGAUCCCGUCUUGAUCUGCCACACUUCCGGAUCCACAGGAGCACCGAAACCCAUCACCCUCACCAACGGCAAUUGGGCCGUGGUCGACAAUCUGCGCAAGAUUCCAACCACACCAGGGAGAAAGAACCAGGAUUGGUCCAUAUUCAGUUUCAAGGACAGGGACUUGUUCAUUUCAAGCUUUCCACCCUUCCACGCAACAGGCAUGAUCGCGGGCAUGCUGCCGUUGAUGUACAAUUCAAUAGCGGUGAUUCCACCCCCAGACCGACCUACCACAGGUGAGAUGUGUCUGGCAAUGAUGCGCUAUCUGGAACAGCAGCAGUAUACACUUCGAGGUCUGCUGGUGCCGCCGACCGUCAUAGAACAACUGGCUCAAGAAAGCGAGGGCCUCGAUUACGUCUCGAAGAUGGAUUUUGUCAUGUUCACGGGUGGACCACUGGCACCGUCUGUCGGGGACCAAGUUAGCCAAAAGACGGACAUUUGCCAACUCAUUGGCUCGACUGAGACCGGCCCUAUCCCUGGCCUGGUGCCACCCAGGAGCGAUUGGGCCUACUUUGAAUGGCAGCCCUUUUACAACGUCGACAUGGAGCCUCGGGCCGAUGACACAUAUGAACUGGUCCUCAAGCAGCAGCCCGAGCUCCGGUGGAUUCGCACAGUGUCCCAUACGAUGCCGCAUCUGGAUGUCUGGAAGUCCUCCGAUCUUUAUCGCCCGCACCCCACGAAACCCGGGCUCUGGCGCUUCCACGGUCGGCUCGAUGAUGUCUUGGUUCUCUCAAAUGGUGAGAAGUUCAACCCUGUGCCGAUGGAGGCGAUCAUACAAGGUCACCCUCUGCUGCGAGGAGCUCUUUACUACGGCCAAGGGAGAUUCCAGCCGGCUCUCCUGGUAGAGCCAAAGUCGGACGUACCAAAGUCUUCGCAUCGCGAUUUCAUCAAACAAAUAUGGCCUUUGGUGGAGAAGGCCAACCUGGAGGCUCCACGACACGCUCACCUGUUUCCGGACAAAGUGGUUGUAGCCUCCUCUGAAAAGCCAUUCAGGAGGGCCGCCAAAGGGACGGUUGUUCGCAAAAUGACGUGGAAGGACUACUCUGAAGAGCUAGACGCACUGUACUCGGAAUCUAAUGGCGAUGAAAGUCAAUCAGGCGUCGUUCAUCAGCUCGAUGACCCGCGCGACUUGGUUGCGAUCACCAACUUUGUCCGCGAAUGCAUCAACGAUCUUCUUGAGCAGCCUCCCAAGUCCGACCAUCAGGAUCUCUUCGCCCUGGGGGUGGACUCUUUACAGAUUUUGGAGAUUUCCAAGCGCCUCUCGGCCGGAAUCAAGCAGCAUCUCCUCCGGGACUCGAGAAACGGCAUCACCUCGAAGCAAAUCUAUGCGCAUUCUUGUGUGACGGAUCUGGCAAGAUUCGUUCACACAGUCCUGAAUGGUCACGCGCCGGAUGCCAAUGGCGAAUCCAAUCGGGAGGAUGUCAUGGCAAGCCUGGUGGAGAAGUAUACGCAGCGAUGGCGGCAGAAUGAGGUAUUUGCCAACUCCGUCAUAUUGACGGGCACGACGGGAUCGCUAGGCACAUAUUUGCUGUUGGCACUUCUGAACGAUCCCAGCGUAGACAAGAUCUACUGCUUCAACCGCACCGCCGACGCCAAAGAGAGACAACGACGGGGAUUCCUCAACAUCGCCGCCAGCCAUGACGUCGACGAUCCACGCUUGAUCUUUGUGACGGUGGACCUGGUUCAGCCGGACUUUGGAAUCUCUGCAGACCUGUACCGCGAAAUCCUCCAGAACACUAUCGUCAUCAUCCACAACGCGUGGAAAGUCGACUUCAAUCACAAAGUCGGAUCGUUUGAGCCGGUAAUCGCCGGAGUCGCGGGCCUUGUGGAAUUCACACGGACGAGCGCACGACGGCCGCAUCUGCUCUUCGUCUCGUCGGUCUCCUCGGUGGGCAAUUGGGCAGAAGUGACUGGGGAGAACUCGGCAGCGCCCGAAAGACCCAUGACCGACUUCCACGUCGCCCAACGACAAGGUUACGGCGAAUCGAAGCAUGUGUCGGAGCAGAUCCUGCAGAUUGCGGUGCAAGAGCUCGGGAUCCGCGCCAGUAUUCUGAGGGUCGGUCAGAUCGCUGGGCCGCUGGAAGGAGGCGGCAGCUGGCACGAGGUCGAAUGGUUCCCUUCGCUCGUGAAGUCGUCCAAAGCGUUGGGCAAGAUUCCGGAUUUCUUGCCCGACGUGAACUGGAUCCCGGUCGACCGCCUCGCCAGCAUCGUGGUAGAUAUCGUCCGCGCCGACCACAAAGACGACCUGCAAGUCUUUAACCUCGUCAACCCUCGGUCCGUGCCUUGGUCGGCAUUCGUAUCUACGAUCCAGAAAUGGUUUCAACCCAUAAAACUAGACGUCGUUCCCCUCGUCGACUGGAUUGCUGCCCUGGAAGCAGUGGAUGUCAAUGAUCCCGGUGCGGUGGCCUCUGUGCCGGCCGUCAAGAUCAUCGACUUCUUCAAAGGUAUCGCCGAAGGGGACCGGCAAAGUCCCUUGUACGAGACGCAACGAGGAACGGAGUGUAGUAAGACCAUGGCCGAGUUGGCCCCUGUCAGCUCGGACUGGAUGAGGAUUUGGCUGGGUCAAUGGAAGUUCUAG